GUAAAGGUGUUCGCCAGUUGCUAGCGGGCAUCUCUGCAGUGCGUUUGUAUAUCACAGUUCGUGUGUCGCUCACGGACGCCGCUGUGUCAUAAGAGUAGUUUGAUAGUGCUGAAGAGAUAUGCGGUCUUAGCUUCGCUAUCUGCGUCACAAGUUGGUUUUCUUUUUGCUGUUAAGGGUCUGUUCACAGAAUAUUUAUGAACACACUGAAAUAAUCAAAUCCUUCAUGUUCUGUUGACUAGAGCAUAAAUUGAUCUUGUUUGUUUUCUAACGUAAUUCUACCGCUAAUAUUUUGUGUCCACGUGUGUAGAGGACAAGACGUGUUUAACCAGAACAUAGGAUAAGUGAUAUAAAUUUGUUGUGAAUUUUUGGUGUGAUGGUGACGUCUCAGUGUUGGUGAUGGUGUCUUGACGUUGUCGUGCUGAUGGUGAUAGGGGUUUCUAGCAGCGGUGAGAAGGAUCAUGGUGUUGGAUUUAGUGGUUGCUGCUCCUUGUAGCACCACGUGCGGUUGAAGUGCUGGAUGCGCCUCACUGUGUACACGUUACCUCAGCUUGCCGUCUCAGCGAAGUUGUUGUGUCUCCUGAUGGUGGUGAUCUGCGGAGCGGUGCCUUCCAUGGUGCGAUCCGUGCGCCUUUACAAUGACUGCAGCAGCAGCGACGUGCGUGUGGACAUGGAGGGGCGCGUCCUCGCAGACGACGACAAAUCCGACAGAUUCCAAAAUCUCACCAUAAAGUCUCUGGACUUCAGUGUCAAAUUGACAGUAUACGCAGAGGAAUCGCGAAGGUACCUGUGCUUCAACAAAAAAUGGAAACUUAUUGGAUCGAAGAAGUUCAGAGGCGCGAUGUGUCAGUUCUACGAGGACAUGAAAAACGGGUACAACAGAUACCGGUCGGUGGCGAACGAGUCUCACUUCGUGGGCUUCAACCGCCACGGGAAGCCCCUGAGGAGCAACCUGGCGCGACAGAACGGAAGCCGCAAGGAGAAGUGCCUCAACUUCCUCAAGUUCGACACCGAAUUCAGCAUCAACCAUCACAAUCAGAAACUUGCCGGAGGGAACCAUUCCGCCGAGGUGCCGGUCCACGCACAGCAGCAGCUGCUGAAGAAUAAGCGAAACAAACAAUCUCGCAAGAACGUGCCCCCCAGGCUCCGACACAAGAAUCACCACCGGAACAACAAUAAACUUUCUUGACUUGAAAGCGAAUAGUGUGUGAGACAUUUGCAUCCAUGGUGGGAGGGAGGGGCAGAUUGUGUUUGUUCCGAAAAGAGUGAGUGACCCUCCUGCCCGCAUCACCGAAGAUGCCACGUACACAAACGGCAUCCCGGAUAGAGUCGGCAGAAGGAAGGCUCUGCACUACACACGUCCUGUUGUUUGAGCUGGCGCCGUGUUACUGCGAGUACCGAUGUUGUUGACCUGAGUGCGUUAUCGAGAGAGCUUUAAACAGAGAGAUAAAUCGUCAAAUGGAAGGAAGUAAAUUCACUGUCUCUCUUCCCAACGCAUUUGUAAUGUAUAUAUAAGAAAGAGUAUUUUAAAUGUUGACUGUUUGUCGUCUCUAAUCAUUAAUGUUUAACUAUAUUAACAAUCCAGGCCCACGUACACAACACUCAUUUCAUAAAUGGACUCCACGUCCACAUAGCGAAGAAGUCGGUAUUCGCCUGGAGCUGUGGGUUCAGCACAGUAGUAUGUACAUAAUGCACUUUGCGGAUGCAAAUUGUUACCGCCUAUUUUUAAAAUAACAACUGGCAGAUCAUUUCGACAUUCCUCCAGAGACUACUCUUUGUGUUUUAGCGUCACCCCUGCGUCACCUCUUGCCUUCACACAGGGCGAUUGUCAUACAGCUCGCAAGGGAGAAAUUCGGUGCA
Cryptotermes secundus is the source of this 1857-nucleotide messenger RNA. RefSeq names its product fibroblast growth factor 17. Gene Ontology annotation, molecular function: type 1 fibroblast growth factor receptor binding; growth factor activity; type 2 fibroblast growth factor receptor binding. The record is from RefSeq and is a predicted model, not a curated record. Gene Ontology annotation, cellular component: cytoplasm. The transcript is spliced from 5 exons. Gene Ontology annotation, biological process: regulation of cell migration; fibroblast growth factor receptor signaling pathway; positive regulation of protein phosphorylation. The coding region runs from base 518 to 1186 and encodes 222 amino acids. Lineage: Eukaryota; Metazoa; Arthropoda; Insecta; Blattodea; Kalotermitidae.